Molecule: messenger RNA, 408 nt
Organism: Mycotypha africana
Lineage: Eukaryota; Fungi; Mucoromycota; Mucoromycetes; Mucorales; Mycotyphaceae
Exons: 3
Coding region: 1-408 (135 amino acids)
Source: RefSeq, a predicted model, not a curated record
AUGACUAACAAUCAAAACAAGGCAACUACUGCUAUUGCCAUUCAUUACAUGAGAGAAGUGUGGAUGGAGUUUGUUGAGGAGUUUGUGCUUUCGGUAGAGCGAAUUACUGUUUCAGCGAGCUUUUUUUUCUCGUUAUACGGAAUACCAAGGUGGCAAACCUCAACUGAGACAUGGAGCCCACUCUUUGUAACAGUUCAACUAUGUGUAUCCACAAAUAAGGCUUAUAUUCGUUUUCAUAAACAUGAUGCCGUAACUGCUGGAUCUACUCUGUACUCUUUUGAACUACAUUUCUGCAUCAUCGUUGAUAUCAGCUUAGGAAUGACUUCAUUUCAUGGAAAACAGAUUUUCGGGCUGUCAUACCAAAAUCUUUUUUUCUUUGCAUUAAUUUACCACAAGCAGGUUAACUGA